AUGAAAAAAAUAUUGAUUUGUUGUGUGCAUGCGAACAACAGACGAGUUAACAUGAAUAUUUAUGACAUAUCUCGACCAAGUUUCUGGACUUGUGAUGGUUGUGAUCGAUCGAUUCGGGAUGGAGAAUAUCGACAUAAUUGUACGAUUUGCGAAGAUUUUGAUUAUUGUGAACAAUGCGCUAACACCAUCAGUCCACCACAUCCUCAUCCGAUGAGAGAAGAACUUGCCUAUGGACGAAUACCGAAAAGCAGUAUCACUGCAGUCGAUAUGGCAACGGGUAUUGAAAAAGCUUUUGAUAUGUAUUGUAAUCGUCCUUGCAUGGGUAUCCGAGAUAUCGACAAGAGUAAUCCUUCAGUAUACUUGGAUUCUUACACUUGGCUCACCUAUAAAGUGAUUGGUGAUCGGACGAAAAAUUUUGCAAACGGAUUACGAAAUUUAAUUAAACCACGUGGUUAUCUUGGAAUCUGUGCAGCAAAUCGACCAGAAUGGCUGAUAACGGAUUUUGCAUGUAUGCUACAAAGUAUUAUCACUGUACCUAUUUACUGUUUGUUCGAUAGUCGAGAAAUGGCUUUUAUUAUUGAUAAUACUCAAAUUUCAGUUAUUGUUUGUGAUAAAAAAAUGUUGUCAAGAUUUAUUCAAUUAGCAGCCAAAUGUUCAUCACUUCAGUAUAUCAUCUGCAUGGAUCCAAUCGAUGCGACAAUGUCGAUAUCUGCGAACAGUAACGUGACUCUAUGUUACAUGGGUGAUGUUGAAGAGCUCGGCGCGAACACACGAUACGCACGUGUUAAUACUAAACCUUGUGAUUGUUUAACGAUUAUAUACACAAGUGGAAGUUCUGGUUUUCCAAAGGGUGCUAUUAUUUCUGAAGAAGCGUAUCGAGCAACAUUCGCCAAUUGGUUUCUAGACUGUGUUUCAUUGCGGGUGACUUUUAGUUAUCGACCAUUAGCUUGGGCAAGCGAUCGUGAUGCUGCUAUUGGAUCGUUUAUUGGUGGUGGACAGAUUGGAUUUUCAACAGGAGAUGUCAAUCGUUUAAUCGAAGAAAUAGCUCUUGUUCGACCAACACGAUUUUCUGCACCGCCAAGUAUUUGGAACAAAAUCUAUGUUGAGUACAAAACGGCUGUGUCUGUAAUCGAUCCUCAACUUUCGCCUACUGAGAAAGAACGAGAAGAAGACCGCUUAUUGAAACAAUUCGCAAAACUAAUACCCACGCGGUGUAAAAUACUAACCGUCGGCGGCGCGAAAGUUAGUCCAACAGUAUGGAACUUCAUGAAACGAUGUUUUCGUGAUUGUCGAAUCAAUGAAUCCUAUGGAAUAACAGAGUGUGGAAGUGUAGCAUAUAAUAAUUUACUUGAAAACAAUAUUGAAUACCGUCUCGAGUCCGUGCCUGAAAUGGGUUAUACAAUUGAUGACAGGCCAUAUCCACGUGGAGAGAUUCUCACGAAAACUACCCAAAUGUUUUCAGGAUAUGUAAACAAUCCUGAAGAAACUCGAGCAUCACUCACUAAAGAUGGAUUUUUUCGUACUGGUGAUAUCGUCGAAAUACGGCAAAAUGCUUCUGGACAACCAGACGUACAAGUAAUCGAUCGGAAGAAAAGUUUCUUCAAACUUUCUCAAGGACAAUUCAUCGCGCCCGAAUAUCUUCAAAGUAUAUAUAUUUGUAGUCCUUUCGUUGAACAAAUCUACAUUCAUGGUGACCUACUAGCUGAUACCAUUUCGGCAGUGGUCGUGCCGAACCGUGCGUAUGCCGAAAAGUUUAUUCUCGAUCACAAUAUACAGAAUUUCGAUAUGAAUAAUCCCUGUCCACAGUUUUGUGAUGCUGUUCUACAAGAUCUGCGUUCGAUCGCCAGGCAACAAGGAUUGCGUGUGCAUGAAAUUCCAUCACACCUUAUCAUCGAUUUUGAACCAUUUACACCAGAAAAUGGCCUAUUGACUUCUUCAUUCAAAUCAUGUCGACAUAAACUAGCUGCAUAUUAUGGCGAUAGACUUCGAGCAGGAAAGACUAUUGAUCAGCGAUUAAAGACCAUCGUUGAAAUAGCGACCGGUCAAUCGUUGUCAAUGGACAACGAUGAACAUUCAUUAUUUUCCAGUGGUGGAAAUUCGUUGACAGCUGUGAGAUUGUCUCGUAUGAUCGAAAAAGAUUUUGGAGUACCCGUGCCAAUAGGUGUUCUUUUCGAACCGGAUAUGACUGUUGAGCGUUUGACAACUUUAAUCACAGAUCCAUCUAAACUUUCAUCGAUGUCUCAACCGAUCGUACAUAAAUUACUGAACGAUUCUCAAUUAGACUUGAUUAUUGAUAAAAAUAAACCAAAGAAAGUGGUCGAUCUGCCAUCGAUAAUAUUCAUUACUGGAACGACUGGAUUCGUCGGCGCUUUUCUACUGGCUGAACUUCUAAAGACUUAUCCAUCAAAUUGUAAAUUUAUUUGUCUUGUGCGUUGUGAAAACUCUUCAGUAAAUCUCAUGGAUCGUAUUCAGGCAACAAUGCGUUUCUAUCAAAUAUGGAAAGAUGAAUAUCAGGAACGAGUUAUCCCUUUACAAGGUGAUUUAUCUCAAACAUAUUUUGGAUUAGACAAUGAGCAUUACGAAUUACUUGCCAAGCAAGUCGAUUUAAUCUUUCAUUGUGGUGCUACUGUCAAUUUCGUGCUUCCAUAUAGUCAACUAUAUGGUCCUAAUGUGUGUGGUACCCGAGAAAUUAUUCGAUUAGCCACGCAUUCAACGGCUUUCAUACCAGUGCAGUAUAUUUCAACAGUAAGUGUAUUACCUGGUCAUAUUAAAGAAGAGAUUUCAAUUGAUAACAUUUCUCCACUCGGCUUAACCAGUGGUUAUGGACAAAGCAAAUGGGUAGCAGAGAAACUUAUUACCAAAGCAAGUCAAUUCGGCGUACCAGUUGUAAUCUAUCGUCUCGGCUCAAUCUGUGCUGCGACAGAUACAGGGGCGUGUAAUAGAAAUGAUAUUCAUACAUUACUGUUUGCUGCAAUGAUGAAAUUAGGUGCUUAUCCGAAACGACAAACGAAUUGUUCUAUACAUGGGUUAGCCGUGGAUUUUACUGCUAGGAGUAUAGUCGGUUUGAGUCGUGUUCAACAUGAUCGAAAUGGGAAAGUUUAUCAUGUGAUUAAUCCGGUCCAUAGUGUUCUUUUCAAAGACAUCGUUAAUAGUAUAAAUCGUUGCUCGAGUCCAUUAAUUGGAGUUUCACAUGAUAAGAUUUUCUACAAGAAAGUAAUUUUACCGAAAACUCUCAAAUAUCUUCUCAGGAAUAUUCCAGCGCUAUUUCUCAUCUGA
This is a messenger RNA of Adineta ricciae, 3276 nucleotides long. The record is from the annotation of a GenBank genome assembly. NCBI's taxonomy places the organism in Eukaryota, Metazoa, Rotifera, Eurotatoria, Adinetida, Adinetidae.